Molecule: messenger RNA, 1905 nt
Organism: Danio rerio (zebrafish)
Lineage: Eukaryota; Metazoa; Chordata; Actinopteri; Cypriniformes; Danionidae
Source: RefSeq, a predicted model, not a curated record
AUAAACAAAUCUUCCAGCUUUUUCCCCAUGAAACUCUCUCACUGCAGGUUCUGGAGGGUCUCCUCACCCCUCCGCCCCGGCGGCGUGCCUGCGUCACAGAGCCUCCCGCACCGUUAUGUCAUUAGCAUAGGGAGUGGACUAUAAAAACCAGCCGAACCUCCGCAGUAUCCCCGUUUGGUCUGGACAGGGUGCGAUAUUUAGACUUCAACAAUAACCCGCAAACUAAAGGAUUACCAUGGCCAGUCGAACAAGCACAUCUUCCUAUAAAAGGAUGUUCGGCGGGGAGCGUCCCGCGGCGGCGCGGUCCACUUUCUCCAGCCGGCAGUACAGCAGCCCAGUGCGCGUCUCCUCCUCGCGCACGUCCUACAACUACAGCAGCGCGCCUCCAUCCGUGUACGCGAGUAAAAGCUUGAGAGUGCGCUCCGGCGCGCCCCUUCCCAGACUCGCCACCGACACUCUGGAUUUCGGGCUUGCCGAGGCCAUAAACACCGAGUUUAAAGCCAACCGGACCAAUGAGAAAGCGGAGAUGCAGCACCUCAACGACCGGUUCGCCAGUUACAUAGACAAAGUGCGCUUUCUGGAGCAGCAGAACAAGAUCCUGAUCGCGGAGCUGGAGCAGCUGCGGGGCAAAGGAGCGUCCCGGGUCGGAGAUCUGUACGAGGAUGAGAUGCGGGAGCUGCGGAGACAGGUGGAUCAGCUGACCGGGGAAAAGAGCAAAGUGGAGGUGGACCGGGACAACCUAGGGGAGGACAUCGAGCGCCUCAAGGAGAGACUUCAAGAAGAGAUGCUUCAAAGAGAAGAUGCUGAGAACAGCCUCCGCAGCUUCAGACAGGAUGUUGAUAACGCCUCUCUGGCUCGUCUGGACCUGGAGAGAAAGGUGGAGUCCCUCCAAGAAGAGAUCGCUUUCUUGAAGAAGCUUCACGAUGAGGAACUUGCUGAGAUGCAGAUCCAGAUGCAGGAGCAGCAUUUGCAGAUCGAUAUGGAAGUGGCCAAACCUGACCUGACCGCCGCUCUGAAAGACGUCCGGCAGCAGUACGAGACUCUGGCCUCCAGAAACCUGCAGGAGUCUGAGGAUUGGUACAAAUCCAAGUUUGCUGACCUGUCAGAAGCUGCUGCUCGAAACAAUGAAACUAUCCGUCUGGCCAAACAGGAGGCCAAUGAUUACCGUCGCCAGCUCCAGGCUCUCACUUGUGACUUGGAAGCUCUCAAAGGAACGAAUGAGUCUCUGGAGCGUCAGAUGAGAGAACUAGAGGACAGCUUCUCCAUGGAGGCGUCUGGUUAUCAGGACACCAUCGGCCGUCUGGAGGACGACAUUCGCAACAUGAAGGAUGAGAUGGCACGUCAUCUGCGGGAAUACCAGGAUCUGCUCAAUGUUAAAAUGGCCCUGGAUAUUGAGAUCGCCACCUACAGGAAACUGCUAGAAGGAGAAGAAAGCAGGAUCACCUCACCAUUUCCCAACUUUUCAUCAUUAAGCCUGCGAGAUAAUUAACGAGUCCACCCAAAACGAGGAUCUGGAAUGAGCUGCAUGUGAACCCGAGGCACUGAAGAUCCACGCUGGAGUAAAUUGACAAGAAUGAAGUUUCCUCUGUUGUUUCUGUUGAGAGUAAAAGAAAAGAAAAGAAAAACAGCUUUAAAGUGCCUUCUUUGCAUUGCCACAUUAGAGCGGUCUGUUAUUAGAGCUGAAAGCUGAAAGUGUAGGCCACUGAGUAAACCAGCUUUAUCCUGGGUUUAUGUUUACCACGAUGUCUGUAGUUUACACUGUCGAAGACCACAGCAAUACUGCUUCAACUUUUUCUGUUUUGUAUGAUUUUCACAAACGACCAAAAACGUGAUGAGCUCGCGUCUUCUGCACCAUUAGACCAAACAACAAACUGACACAAAUUCAAUAAACCUUUUGAAAAAUAA